Messenger RNA from Aspergillus affinis, 390 nucleotides. RefSeq lists its product as uncharacterized. Bases 1 to 390 code for a protein of 129 amino acids. The record is from RefSeq and is a predicted model, not a curated record. Lineage: Eukaryota; Fungi; Ascomycota; Eurotiomycetes; Eurotiales; Aspergillaceae. Gene Ontology annotation, molecular function: sulfate transmembrane transporter activity. The transcript has a single exon. Gene Ontology annotation, biological process: transmembrane transport. Gene Ontology annotation, cellular component: membrane.
AUGCCCGUCACGGGGGGGUUCUCGCGCACGGCCGUGAACUCAGAAUCUGGCGUGAAAAGUCCCCUAAGCGGACUCGUCACGACGGCCUGCGUACUUGUCAGCAUCUACAAGCUCACCGAUGCAUUCUACUGGACCCCCUCGGCGACGCUGGCCGCUAUCAUCAUCGUCGGCGUGUGGCAGAUCAUCAUCCCCGUGCGGGUCUUCUGGCAUUACUGGAAGGCCUCGUUUGCUGAUUUCGUCGGCAGCAUGGUCGCCUUUUGGGUGACGUUUUUCGUGGACGUCGAGACCGGUAUCGCUGCCGCUGUCGGGUAUAGUAUUGUCUACGUGUUUUUGCAGCUGGCGUUUGCGCCGGUAGAUCUGGUGACGAGUGAUAAUUAUCAUCAAAUCUAA